AUGGGUGAUGAGGAAGUCCAGGCUCUUGUUGUCGACAAUGGCUCCGGCAUGUGCAAAGCCGGCUUCGCCGGAGACGAUGCCCCUCGCGCCGUCUUCCCCUCCAUCGUUGGUCGCCCGCGUCAUCAGGUGAGCACAUAUCACUGAGUCGUGAUUAACCACAGUGGCAAUUAACUGCAUUUGCGUUCGAUGUUCAGUUCAACAUCCUCUACUUUUGACUCUUAUGUUUAUAGGGCGUCAUGGUGGGCAUGGGCCAGAAGGACAGCUACGUCGGCGACGAAGCUCAGUCCAAACGUGGCAUUCUGACCCUCAAGUACCCCAUCGAACACGGCAUCGUCACCAACUGGGACGACAUGGAGAAGAUCUGGCAUCACACCUUCUACAACGAGCUCCGCGUUGCCCCUGAGGAACACCCUGUCCUCCUCACCGAGGCUCCACUCAACCCCAAGGCCAACCGUGAGAAGAUGACUCAGAUCAUGUUCGAGACCUUCAACACACCCGCCAUGUACGUCGGCAUCCAGGCCGUGCUGUCGCUCUACGCCUCCGGUCGUACCACCGGUAUCGUGCUGGACUCGGGUGAUGGUGUCACUCACAGUGUGCCCAUCUACGAGGGCUAUGCUCUGCCCCACGCCAUCCUCCGUCUGGAUCUGGCCGGUCGUGAUCUCACCGACUACCUCAUGAAGAUCUUGACUGAGCGUGGCUACAGCUUCACGACCACGGCCGAGCGAGAAAUCGUGCGUGACAUCAAGGAGAAGCUCUGCUACGUGGCUCUCGACUUCGAGCAGGAGAUGGCUACUGCCGCCUCCAGCUCCUCCCUCGAGAAGAGCUACGAACUGCCCGAUGGUCAGGUCAUCACUAUCGGCAACGAGCGCUUCCGUUGUCCUGAGUCUCUCUUCCAGCCCAGCUUCCUGGGUAUGGAAUCUGCCGGUAUCCAUGAGUCCACCUUCAACGCCAUCAUGAAGUGCGAUGUGGACAUCCGUAAGGACCUCUAUGCCAACACUGUGCUGUCUGGUGGCACUACGAUGUACCCGGGCAUUGCCGAUCGUAUGCAGAAGGAGAUCACCUCGCUGGCCCCCAGCACCAUGAAGAUCAAGAUUGUGGCUCCUCCGGAGCGCAAGUACUCUGUCUGGAUCGGUGGUUCCAUCCUGGCCUCUCUGUCCACCUUCCAGCAGAUGUGGAUCUCCAAGCAGGAGUACGAUGAGUCUGGCCCCGGCAUCGUCCACCGCAAGUGCUUCUAA
Spirometra erinaceieuropaei is the source of this 1235-nucleotide messenger RNA. NCBI's taxonomy places the organism in Eukaryota, Metazoa, Platyhelminthes, Cestoda, Diphyllobothriidea, Diphyllobothriidae. The record is from the annotation of a GenBank genome assembly.